CAGAUUUUCUUAGGGGGUUUUUAGGGUUCUUGAUGGCCGCGUGUGGCGCAUUCGAGUUCCAGGCCAUCGUGGAUCUCCCAAGGCGCCGGAUUCACAGGCCGCUCCAGCUGACCAAGUGGCGAUCCGGGAGCGUGGCUCGGGCUUCUUCCCCAGCGCAAGCGCAGUUCCAUGAGGCAUGCAAAAGGGGGAACCUGGUACCUCUGUUCCAGCGGAUAUUUUCGGAUCACCUGACUCCUGUGCUGGCUUAUCGAUGCCUGGUCAAGGAAGAUGACAGGGAAGCGCCUAGCUUCUUGUUUGAAUCCGUGGAGCAUACAAACGGCGUCAGCAACGUCGGUCGCUACAGCAUGGUAGGGGCGCAGCCUGCCAUGGAAAUUGUAGCUAAGGAAAAUAUGCUGACUAUUAUCAGCCACGAGGAUGGAUACGAAAACGAAAGGAUAGUCAACGAUCCAAUGAAAGAACCGGAAGAGAUCACCUCAGACUGGAGCCCAGUGCCAGUCGAUGGUCUUCCAAAUGUUUUCUGUGGUGGCUGGGUCGGUUAUUUCUCGUAUGACACGGUGAGGUAUUCCGAGAAGAAGAAGAUUCCGUUUGCUAGUGCACCCUUGGACGACAGGGGAUUACCUGAUAUGCACUUGGGCCUCUACAAAGACGUCAUCGUAUUCGAUCAUGUUACAAAGAUUGCGUAUGCAGUUCACUGGGUCGACAUCCGGAGAUACGAGGAUCCGAAUACAGCUUUUCAGGACGGAAAGAAGCGAUUGCAAGAACUUAUCGAUCGUGUUCAGAACACUGAAGUGCCGAGGCUUUCCCACGGAAAUGUGAACCUGUCGGUUGGGCAUUAUGGGAAUCGUGUCAACAAGUCUAAUAUGUCACUUGAUCAGUUCAAGGGGGCCGUCUUAGCUGCUAAGGAGCACAUACUUGCCGGUGACAUAUUCCAGAUAGUAUUGAGCCAGAGAUUUGAGAGGAGAACCGCCGCGGAUCCUUUUGACGUUUAUCGAGCGUUGCGAAUUGUCAAUCCAAGCCCCUACAUGAUUUAUCUGCAGGCAAGAGGCUCAAUCCUGGUCGCAUCAAGUCCCGAAAUUCUCACACGCAUCAAGCAUGGCAAGGUCAUCAACCGACCUCUUGCGGGAACUCGAAGGAGAGGAGUUUCGGACGAGGAGGAUAAGAAACUGGAGGAAAGCUUGCUAAAGGAUGAGAAGGAAUGUGCCGAGCAUGUGAUGCUGGUCGACCUUGGACGAAACGAUGUCGGCAAGGUUUCCAAGGCAGGAUCCGUGCAGGUUGAAAAGUUUAUGGAAGUCGAGCGCUACUCACAUGUGAUGCACAUCAGCUCUACGGUGACCGGAGAGUUACAAGAGGGACUCUCAUCGUGGGACGCUCUUCGCGCAGCGCUACCGGUUGGAACAGUUAGCGGUGCUCCGAAGGUGAGAGCCAUGCAACUGAUAGACGAGCUGGAAGUUGCUCGACGCGGGCCGUAUAGUGGUGGCAUCGGCUCAAUAUCUUUCAAUGGAGACAUGGACGUAGCACUUGCUCUUCGUACGAUGGUGUUUCCCACAAGUUCCCAGGACAAGAAUGGUUCUUGGUUAGCUCAUCUUCAAGCGGGGGCCGGCGUUGUCGCUGAUAGCAUUCCGGACGAGGAGUACAACGAGACGGUAAACAAAGCAGCGGGUUUGGGACGAGCAAUCGACCUUGCGGAGACAGCGUUUCCGGCCGAGAAGCUCAUGGAGGUCUCAUAAAGCUAUGUUCUCUCUCUCCUUUUUCUAACUUCCAGUGCGAUAAUACGACAAUGUCCUGGAGAAAAAAUCAAACUUGGGGGUAAGCUUUUCCUUCGUCGUUUGUUCCUUUCACUUUUGGACUUUGUAGAGUGGAAGUCGAAAGCCAUGGGAUUACUUUUGGAAGGUUCCUUCUUAAAACGCAUCAAGCAAGCGGCGCCGGAGAGAAACAAGCAAAAAAAAAACGCGAGAAUCUCUUGUUUGAGGUGGACUGCACUAAGAACAAUCGCGUGAUCAUUGAUCCGGACUUGUGGGAUUUUAAAAAGGCGUGGCCUUCAUUGGAAAUGCUUUUCUAUGUUUUGUGCGUG
This is a messenger RNA of Selaginella moellendorffii, 2071 nucleotides long. Its product is annotated as anthranilate synthase alpha subunit 1, chloroplastic. Gene Ontology annotation, biological process: L-tryptophan biosynthetic process. The record is from RefSeq and is a predicted model, not a curated record. Bases 33 to 1727 code for a protein of 564 amino acids. The transcript is spliced from 12 exons. NCBI's taxonomy places the organism in Eukaryota, Viridiplantae, Streptophyta, Lycopodiopsida, Selaginellales, Selaginellaceae. Gene Ontology annotation, molecular function: anthranilate synthase activity.